GGAGAAGACCCGACCCAACAAAAACAGAUAAGAUCUCCUAGUGGUCGACAUCCCUGCGCACCACGACGGAAGUACGCGCCUUCCUAGGGGUGGUUGGGUUCUGGAGGAUCUUCAUCAAAGGAUUCGCAAAGACAGCGGAACCUAUCCGCACGAUAAUUAGAGAAGGUGGCACUAUGGAAUGGACCGAGGAUAGAGAAGCGGCAGCCCAGACCCUUAAAGACAUCCUGUCGUCCGAUCAAGUCACCCUAGCACCACCCUGUUUCAACGAUGAGGUAGGACGACCCUUCAUCUUAGAAACAGAUGGGGGAUCGCUGACAGUUGGAGGAGUACUAAUACAGAAAAGCGAGGAAGGCAAGGAAAGGCCAAUCAUAUUUGAAAGUAGAACCUUGAACUCGGCAGAACGAUGGUACUCACAGUUCAAGAAAGAGGUCUUAGCGAUCCUGCAUUACCUUAAGACCUUUCAGGCGUACCUGUUCGGGAGGCGGUUUAUCCUGAGGAUCGAUCCAACCAACGUCGCCGGGGCACUUAAGAACUAUAAUCCUAUAGACCCAACCGUCGGGAGACGGAUAGGCUUCAUAUGGCAAUUCGACUACAAGGUCGAGCGAAUUGCGGGGCUCCGAAACAGGGCAGAUGGGCUGAGUAGGGUGUGUAUCAUGCCGGAAGGGAUAGAGGACGCAGAGCCAAUUGACGCCUUCCUGGAAUACGAGGGAGGGACCCUCGUCAUGGAUAAUGAGAUGGUGGACGCCGCGCCGACAAUGGGUCAGCUGCUGAUCCAGACUCUGGAAAAAAAAGUGCCCGCGGUAGUGGCGGAACUCAGGGAAGGACCGGUCACCACGUUUAGGCACAAAGAGGAAAAGGAUUCAUGGGGAGCAACGGUAGGACCCAAAGAGGAACUGAUGGCAAUGGCCGCUGAAGGGGGACGGGAUGCUGUGACGACCCUAGUAGAGACUUGGGCGCAAAGGGAGUGGCGAUACGUAGUUAACCAGACUCAGGAGGAGCAGGAUGCUGAUCGGAAGGAACGAGAAUUCUUCCUUAUACAGAUGUAUGAGGGCGUCUUCAAGGAAAUCGGCCUACUGCUUAUAGGAAACAAGCAGCCCACGGAAGUCAGCCCCAAGGCAAGGGAGGAAGCCGAAAAGUACAUCCUGGAUGCAAGGGAUAACCUCAGUGGCUUUGUAGAGGCGGUAGCACUCAAGAAAAAGACAGGGAAGGGAGUGGCCGAUUGGAUAGAGGAUUUCUACCUAAGACACCCUUUUGUGCGUAGGUUCAUAGUAGAUAAUGAGACGGAGUUCAUCAAUCAGGAGGUAUUGAGCAGGCGUAAGACCUUGUGCUUACCCAUCAAGAUCAUUGAGCCAUAUCACCCUGAGGCAAAUGCACCGGUAGAAAGGGGGCAUCGGAAUUUGAAGAACACAAUCGUCAUGCUGACAGUGGAUGAUUUGGGAAACUGGUCGCGGUACCUUGAGCAGGCAGUCUUCUCUGAGAACAUGACACCAAAGAGAACGACGGGGUGCAUUCUAGCGGAGCUAUGGUAUAGAAGGGAGAUUGACUUCCCGAUAGAGGCCCUCGUCCCUACCUGGAAUAGGCUAGAUGAUGAUCCGCACUUGACCACGGAGGAGUUAGUUGUCGCAUGUUGCCAAAAGGUCACCAGGAAUGAGGAAGCAUUGGAAGAAGUGGUUAAUCGUGUGAUGGAUAGUCGGAUGAGGGACGAGGCAAGGGAACGAACGGCAAAGAAACUUGAUCCUCACUUGGUGGAAAGCGAGGACAAGGGGAGGGUUGUCGGUCCCUUGUGCCACCAAGAAGGAAAGGUACCAGGCUGUUGUGAGCAUCUGAGAAAGCGAAAGGAGUGUUGUUUUUGCAACGAGCCUGAUAACGAAUAUUGUCCACAUAGGCUCAUCAUGGUACGGAGCAGCGGAGUAUACGGCUAUAGGCCAAGAUGCCUCCAGUUCCUCUGGAGAUGGGAGCGGAUGUUUGGAGACGGGUCGACUGUGACCGCCGUCUUGAACUACAGCCAUUGCAAGCGGGAGGCAAGGCUGAAGAUAAAUGUUGAAAGGGAAAAAGAGAAAGAAAUGAGGGUGGAUCGAGGGUUACAAGCGGCCAUCACGGAAGCCAGGGACCGUGCAGAGAGGAGGUGCAGGAGAGACGGAGUCACAGAUGAAGUGAAAGUGACCGUUUCUUACGUGGAGGCGGAGACUUCGACGGACACGGUUGAGCCGGAGCAGAGGCACCUGGACCGCGACUCGGAGGCUGAGAGUGGGGCGAGCGACUUGAACGCAGAGACCCAGUCCUGGCACGGGUUGGACCAAUGGCAGAGGGACCACCCGCGGGCUGAGCCUGUGGAGAGUGGUCCAGAGGCUAACUCCUGACGGCAACGGGACUAAGGGACUGGGGCAGUUACAGAUCGA
This is a messenger RNA of Chara braunii, 2399 nucleotides long. The record is from the annotation of a GenBank genome assembly. Lineage: Eukaryota; Viridiplantae; Streptophyta; Charophyceae; Charales; Characeae.